Mangifera indica (mango) is the source of this 749-nucleotide messenger RNA. Its product is annotated as dirigent protein-like. The coding region runs from base 43 to 591 and encodes 182 amino acids. The record is from RefSeq and is a predicted model, not a curated record. The transcript has a single exon. NCBI's taxonomy places the organism in Eukaryota, Viridiplantae, Streptophyta, Magnoliopsida, Sapindales, Anacardiaceae.
UUUCUUGCAUAUCUAUCACAGAAAUACUGGGAAAAACAAGAAAUGGAAUCUACCAAACUCCUUUCAGUUCUCCUUUGUCUCCUUCUGAUCUUCUCCACCUCUUCGGCUAAAAAGAAACACAAGCCUUGUAAAACCUUCGUGGUCUACUUUCAUGACAUACUUUACGACGGACAGAACAGGGACAAUGCAACUUCGACAAUUGUAGCUGCACCGGCUUGGGCCAACACCACUAUCUUGGCCGAAGAAAACCAUUACGGCGACAUAAUUGUGUUCGAUGACCCGAUUACAUUGGACAACAAUCUGCAUUCAAACCCAAUCGGACGUGCACAAGGGAUUUAUUUAUAUGACGGGAAAAAAACCUUUAGCACUUGGUUUGGCUUCUCUUUUCUGUUCAAUUCUACCGAGUACAACGGCAGAUUAACCAUAGCCGGGGCCGAUCCGUUCUUGGAACCGACUAGGGAAAUUCCAGUGAUCGGAGGAACCGGUGAGUUCUUCAUGACUAGAGGAAUUGCCACCUUCUUUACUGAUGCCUUUGAGGGGACUGUAUACUUUAGGGUUCGUGUUAAUAUUACUUUGUAUGAAUGCUGGUGAUUUGUUUGCCUUUUUCGAUUCAAGUUUUUAGUGUUUCCUGUUGGAUUUAAUUUUCAAAUUAGUAAUGAUCAUGCAUAAGAAUAAAUGAUAGUGUAUUUGUUGUUAUUUGUUAUUCAUGUAUUCAUAAAGGAUAAUAAAUAUAUGUUCUUUGCUUUCUU